UGGCAGACAAGUAGCUUGGAGAAGACCUUAGAAAGCCAUGAGGCACUCCUGCAAAGACUCGGCGCUCACCAUCAAUCAACGAUGACAUCUGACUGGACACAACGGCAAACGAAGGAGUUGCAUAACCUCCAAAAGAUGGAGUUGGAGUAUAAUCGAGAAAUGGAGGCAGUGGCGAACAUUAGGAAGGAUACGGAACUUCUGGAGCGAGAUGGAACAGCUGCGGAGUGCGCGUUGAAACUUUGGGAAGAACGCCUUCAGGAAUUAGAGCACUCCGUUUUGCAACCCCAAGACCAUCAACAUGCACUGCUACAGUUGAGGAAUAAAGUCGUCGAAAAGCAGAUGGAACUAGAGAGAAUUGGCAAGGCACAGGUGGAGGCCACCAAGGUACUGGAGAAGACAGUGCUCCAGCACAGAGGCCUGCUGAAGAAGCUGGAGACGUCCGGUACCGGCAGCAGCUGUCAGCAGAAGAGACGAAUGACUGCAUCACGUAUACGGCACUUGGAGAGAGAGGUUUCAGCUGCCAUCAAGACCCUAGCUUCUAAGGACGCACAGCUUUCGAAGUUAACCGAAGACUUACAUGAAAUCAAAAGGACGAUGGAAGAAAGGGAGGAGCACAAAUUGGAGCUGGCACAGGAAAAGAAUAGAAUAGAAACUGAUAUCAACAACAAGAAGAGGGAGCGAUGCAAGGCAAUACUCUUGCUGUCCAUUUAUCAGCAACGAAGUCGCCACAGAAACGGAAGAGCUCCCGACCAAGACGAGACGAGGAUCGCGAGUAUCAUGCAGCACUUCGACGACGUAGAGCGGGUGCUGAAGAAGCUGAUGGAGAAAUGUCCCCAAUCGGAGCGAGAAGCUGAAACGGUCCUUGACUUUAUUAGUGUCAGAAGGGAGUUUUCAAAAUAGUGCCAGGCUCUCAGACACAUGGACGCAGU
Messenger RNA from Ornithodoros turicata, 929 nucleotides. RefSeq names its product protein Spindly-like. The record is from RefSeq and is a predicted model, not a curated record. The transcript has 6 exons. Lineage: Eukaryota; Metazoa; Arthropoda; Arachnida; Ixodida; Argasidae. The coding region runs from base 82 to 900 and encodes 272 amino acids.